Messenger RNA from Ostreobium quekettii, 3719 nucleotides. NCBI's taxonomy places the organism in Eukaryota, Viridiplantae, Chlorophyta, Ulvophyceae, Bryopsidales, Ostreobiaceae. The record is from the annotation of a GenBank genome assembly.
GCGAGCUUUUCCCUGGCGUUGAGCAAAGAGAGGCGACGUGCUCAUCCGCCGACGGAACGCCCACCGAUGCCUCCCUCUGCCGCGACGUGCUGCCUUCCGAGAGCAUGCGCACCUGCAACGCCGCGCCGUGCAACUUGUUCCGAUUCUCGGUCGGCCCGUGGAGCGCCUGUUCCUGCCUGGGGCGCCAGCAGAACAGGGCGGUCGAGUGCGUCGACAUGACGGGCAAGUCGGUCGACGACAGCAGGUGUCGGCAGAUGGGGCUGGAGACGCCCAGGGGGGUUCAGGGCUGCGAGCCUGAGGACUGUGGGGAUAUGCCCAGCCUGAGGAAGCUGUUGCAGGGUGGUGCAGAUGCGGGGAAUGAAGAUGCUUGCGAGGGCAACUCGUGCUCAGGCCAUGGAAAGUGCCGCAAGGGGUCAUGCAAGUGCGACAAGGGCUUCGAGGGGCCAGACUGCCAGCUGGACGUCCGGGAGCAGUCCACUUGCCCAACAGGCGUCUUGGACGUGGAAGGCAACUGCUGCGACAACGGUGUGUACGACCACCUCACGGGCGAGUGCUGCCCAGGGGAAGGGGCCAUUCUGGACAAGGACGGACUCUGCUGCAACGGCUCCUUGGACGUGUGCGGCGUGUGCAACGGCAAGGCGAUCUUCAUCGAUGCCUUGGGGCGAUGCUGCGAUACCACCCUCGAUUCAGCUGGCCUUUGCUGUCCAAGCGGCGAUGUGGACGUGUGUGGUGUCUGCGAUGGUUUUGGUGCCAGUUGUGCAACUCAAUUGGUGGCCAUGGUCCAAGGUGGCACUAAAGAUGCAGACAGUGUCGAGCAGUGCAUUGCACAGGACAUUGCCACCAUGUUGGAGCUGGAGGAAGGAACCGAUCCAGCAGUGGACAUCGUGUGGACAGACGGGUUGAGGGACAGCUUGGAUGUUGCAUUCAACAUCUCUGGCAUCCCAAGGUCAAAACUCCGCCCCCUGGAGCGCCUUGUCUCAAGCCAAGCAAACUUGACCACGAGUGGUGCCACCUGCUCCAUCACGGACCUCCUCAGCUUUGCAAGGCUUCCUGUGUGCGGCAAUGGCGUGUGCGAAGUUGGAGAAGCAGCCGGUUCUGAUGGUUCUGGAUCCCGAAAGGGGUACAGCUGUCCAGAGGACUGUCCAGUUAGUUUUGACUAUGACUGUCCAACAACCUCAGGAUAUGGUACAGUGGGGCGUAAAGGUGAAAUGUGCUCCGGGCAUGGGCGAUGUCUGUAUGCGGAAGUGGGGCGAUGCGAUUGCUACAGUGGGUAUGAGGGAGAGGCCUGUGACCGCUGCGCCCUGGGGCUGAUGCCAUUCAAGGGCAAGUGUGUGCUGAGGACGGGCGGCGCCAAGCAGCCGGGUGCUCCGAGUUUCUGCUGCGCUCCUGGGCAGGCAGCAAAUGAUACAACCGAUGCUGUCAAUGGGCGAGAUGGACGCGCUGUGGCACCUGGUACUGCAGGUGCCAAUUCUACUGCGAGUAGCAGUUUUGCAGCAGUUGAUGCAGAAAACCCCGGUGAUGAUGCCUCCGGGACCAACAGCCAAUUCAUGGGGGUCUCUGAGGCAGCGUUCUCGUCCAUCAUGGGCGUUGCCAUCGUUGCCUUCAUUGUCUGCAUCGCCCUUGCACUGCUGUCCUACAAGCGCCGGCGCGCAAAGGUGCCAAUGAGCUUCACCAUAUCAGAUGUGCAUACAACAGGCGACUCUGGGCCUCUUAGCAACCGGGACAAGACAUACUCCACAAUUUGGCAUGAGUUCCAGCAAGGCCUUACCAAGGCUGAUGGUGGUGCCAGAAGCUUGCCAAUGAUCAUGUCAUCCUUCGACCCAGGGAAGCGGGGAGAUGCCAUUAGUGUGAGAAGCCCGCCCGCAAAGCAGUACCCGCAAGGUGGCAGCACUGCAAGAUCGACGCCCAGGGAGAUCUCAGCAGACUGGGUUUCGGACUCUUCAGACACACGGGAGCGCACACGCCCCAGGAUAUCAUCCAGAAGCACCGCUUCCACAGCAUCUUCCAAGACGUCGUCCAGCAGCGGGUCGUCUGCCGGCAAGGAGUUUGCUGUGCAGCGUUCGGCUGAUUCUGAAGAGAUUCGCAGCCAGAUCAGCCAGAGCUCGAGUGAGAGGGGUGUGAGCAUCGGCAACUUGCUCCAAGCCAAGCAGCAGGCGCUGGGUGAGUCGCCAUCCAUCAACGUCUAUGACAGGAAGACUGCAUUCAACCCCAAGGACAUCAUUGAAGGACCUGGUGGUUUUAUGGGAGCGGGCAGACAGCAGCAGGUCAGGUCUGAGUAUGAAUCUGAGGGUGCUUCAGUGCGGUCCGGCCAGAUGAACAUGGGCCACGUAGGGAACAAAUGGCGCAGGACAGAGCGCCCUCCUGUAGGAGCCAGUGCACCGAGCAGCCUGGCGUGGGGCGGGCUGGGGGCAGAAAUAACCGCACAAUCGACGGGGGGGAAUAAUUCAACUGGGGUGAGCGAUGGGUCCACGUGGGAGAUUGAGCCAGCGUCACAGAGCUCAGAGAAGGACACCGGGCACGUGAUGGUGUCCAACCCUUGGACGUUCACUGCCGCCAGGAACUCAGAAGAUGACACGGCCGGCCAGCACCGGCCCGGGACCAAACUGCGCAUGCCUCCUCCUGCGGGUAUGCCAGUGGAUGCGAUUUACAACGUGAGGACUGAAGUGCCGGCUGAGGGCUCCGGCCUUGUUGCAGUUGGCUUCCAGUUGCCUAUCGCUGCAAAGUCACCAAAUGGGUCUUCGGGGGAGGAUACAGAAAGCCCGCUGUUUGCGGGGCGCCAAGGCUGUGGUGGGCUGACAGGUCAGCCAUCGAUGGAGCAGAUGGGAGGCAUGGGUACUGGGAUUCUGAGGCCUAUGCAGGUGGAGGAAGCAACUGCUAGCGAGCCAGAGGCAAGGGGCACCAGGCAUGUGGGCAGCGGAGGCAAUGUGAGGUUUCCUCAAGUUGUGACGAUCAGGACCAAAGAGGUGGACAUGGGGCUGAGUGACUGGGAGAGGGAGAUGAGUGCUCAGAAUGGGGCACCUGCUGUGAAGGUCGCCGAUGUUUGGGAGAGUUGCUCCCAUGCGUCACUGUCAUAUGGUGAACAGGAGUUCAAGCAUGGAAGCGACAAUCCUAGUCAUCCAUUGCAAGAAAUCAACCCCACUUGGAGCGCCUUGACAUCCCACCUGCCUGACGAGUCUCGACCAGAGGGCGAAGCUGUUCCUGCAAGACAUCAGGAUCAUGUCGGCGGCCCUGGCUUGGAGGGUGAGGAUUCCCUGGAGUUUCCAGCACACCGGCAACUGGACGUGCCAACAGUAUAUGCAAGCGAUCAUGUGCGGUUAAGUGAAAUGUCAGAGAGCGCAUCACUGAGCUCACGAUCUUGGGACAAUUCAAGUGGCUCCGACAGAAACCUCUUGAGGCUUGAAGAUGUGCCAAAGGUUGCAUCCCCAACAUCCCAUUCGUGGGAUGAGCAGCCUCUGGACGACACGUCAACUGGGUUUGGGGCCCGACCCGCCAUGGCUACCGAUGCACUGCAGAACUCGUGGGCGUAUCUCUCCCUGGAGCCAAGGCAGCCAGAGACGAUGAGGGUGCAUGUGACCCAUGCCAAUGGAUUGGCACAUUUCAGGAGAUCAUCUGGAAGCUUCGAAGAGCCUCACAGUGAAGAUAUAUUCGUGACCUGUCCCGAGAUAAUGGGCAGCAAUGGCUCAGUGAUCGACCGUGAAGCCUCGGACUUGGAAGGGUAG